Molecule: messenger RNA, 3426 nt
Organism: Gymnodraco acuticeps
Lineage: Eukaryota; Metazoa; Chordata; Actinopteri; Perciformes; Bathydraconidae
Gene: thap12b
Product: THAP domain containing 12b
Exons: 5
Coding region: 241-2565 (774 amino acids)
Source: RefSeq, a predicted model, not a curated record
AUCAGGAACCUGGUAGGCGGGACGUCGUCCUGCAGAACGAUCUACUCAAAAUUCAACCGUUGUGAUAGUGUUCACGAAUCCACUCCACAAACUGUUUGAUAGUUUGAUGGAAACCCAAACGCACACUAGUUGAGGCGUUUUAAGUGUUCUGCUAGCCUGAGAAAAGGAUAUGGUUCCACACGAUUAAGUAAAGGAAAGCGCUUAAGUUAGGUUAGCUAAGCUAACUACCUAGCUUGAAGCAUGCCGAAUUUUUGCGCGGCCCCAAACUGUACACGGAAGAGCACACAGUCAGAUUUGGCAUUUUUUCGUUUUCCACGGGACCCAGAAAGAUGCCGAAUCUGGGUAGAGAACUGCCGCAGAGCAGAUUUAGAGGCAAAAACGUCAGACCAGCUGAACAAGCACUACAGAUUAUGUGCCAAACACUUCGACCCUGCGAUGGUGUGCAAAACCAGCCCCUACAGGACUGUAUUGAAGGACACAGCCAUUCCAACCAUAUUUGAUCUGACAAGCCAUCUAAAGAAUCCUCAUACCAGACAUCGCAAGCGAAUAAAAGAACUUACUGAAGAAGAUUUAAGGAAGAUUAAAGAAAGGAGAUUGGCAUCUUCUAUUGAGCAGCUUGCUUCCAAAAAAGAUGGAGCUGUUGAGGACAGCUCAAGCACCAAUGAGGAUGAACCUCAACUCUCCACAGAGGAGAAGGAGUUUCGUGACCACCUGCGGUCCUUGUUUGAGGUUGUGGUUAUGUUAGGAAAACAAAGCAUCCCAAUAGUAGCUUGCAAGGUAUCUGAAGCCGGACACAUGUCCAGCAACCUCCAGGCCCUUGUAGAUUACCGCAUGAACGCUGGAGAUGAAGCUCUGAAGAAGCGAUUUCAGGCAACAGCUGUGAACACUGAAUACCUCUCUGCAACCCAGCAGAGCCAGCUGUUGGACGUCUGUGAAAACACAGUGAGAGAGGAGAUGCUGAUGGAGGUGAGAGAGAGCCGCUUCUUCUCCUUGGUGACGGGUGACCUUGUGGACUUUGCCAACGAGAAACACCUGCCUCUGUUUCUACGCUACGUGAACCAGCAAAAUGUCCUUCGUGAGGAGUUUUUGGACUUUAUGUCAUUUGAUGGUGAUGAGAAUGCACUGGUAGAGAGGCUGGAGGCCCAGCUGACUGACCGCUGGGGGCUCAGCAUGGAGGAAUGCCGAGGUCAGGCCCACAAGGCUACCGGGACCUCCACCACCAAGAUGAAAGCUGUGGCAGUAUUACUGAUGCAGAAGUAUCCCCUGGCGUUGCACAUGCCUUGUUCUCAUAUGGCGCUGAACAUCCACCUGGCCAACAGUCUGCCUUUUCCUAACGUCCAGGUGGUCAUGGAGACUCUGAGGAGGGUCAAAGUUUUCCUUAGCACCCCGUUUGCCCAGGAAGAGCUUGAGAAAGCCAUCUCUACUCACUACCAAAAACAUGAAGAGAAAGGAAAUACAUUAAAACUAGCCUGUGGAUCAGAAUGGACAGAGAAGCACAGUGUCUUUGAUGUGCUGCUAGACAUGUUGCCCCCCCUGCUGCUGUGCAUGGACAGCAUUCGUGACAAUGAUGAUGGAACAUUUUCUGAUGCUGUCACAGCAGACGCAUAUUCAAUCACAGAAACCCUGUCUGACUUUGAAAUCAUCGUCACCAUCAUCAUCUUAAAGAAUGUUCUCACAUUCACCAGAGCCUUCGGGAGGAAUCUCCAAGGGGAAACACUUGAUGUGUUUUUUGCUGCAAACAGUCUCACUGCAGUGCUGCAUUCACUAAACGAGGUCAAUGAUAACAUUGAUGUCUACCACGAGUUCUGGUACGAGGAGGCUGUGAGUGUGGCCAAUGUAAUGGAGAUUCCUGUGAAUGUGCCGAGGCUGUUUCUUAGGAAACAGCGUGCAGCUGAUGCGGGGGAAGUCCAUGCAGAAGUGUAUUUUAAGGAGUAUGUGACCGUCCCCGUUAUCCAUGGCGUCAUGCAGGAGUUGGAGGACAUGUUCUCCGAGACCAACCUCAAAGCUCUGAAAUGCCUGUCACUGGUCCCAGCCGUCAUGGGCCAGAUGAAGUUCAACACAACAGAGGAGAACUACGCAGAAGUUUACCGCACCGACCUCCCCAGCCCAGACACACUUCCUGCGGAGCUUCACUGCUGGAGGAUCAAGUGGAAGCACAGGGGCAAAGAGGUGCGCUUGCCCACCACCAUCCAUGAAACCCUUCAGCUGCCAGAUGUCAAGUUCUUCCCCAACGUAAACUCCUUCCUCAAGGUGCUUUCUGCCCUGCCAGCUUUGAAACUAGAGGACAAUAAAAGUGACACAGCGAGUGAUCGUCUGCAGGUUUACCUUGACAGCAUGUCCAGUAAGCAGUGGAACAAAAGUCUGGCGAUGCUAAAUGUUAACACUCGUGUUAAACAUGACUUGGAUGUCAUGGUAGACAAAUAUUGCAGACUCUAUCCUGAGGAUGAUCCUGAAGCCGAGGCAGAGUCUGAGGAAGUGGCAGAGUCUGAGGCAGAGGCAGUGGCAGUGGCCGAGGCUGAGACAAAGUCUGAGGAAGUUGCAGAGGAAGACGCUGCGAUGAAAUGAAGCAGCAAAGAAGCCGAAUUUGGACUAAAAUGGAUGGUACAAAUAUGCCGUCACACAUCUUCUUUUGGUCGCUCAUUUGUGCUAGGGUGUACGCACGCCCGGAUGUCACUCUUAAUGAUUAUAAUGCAAAUAUUUUUGUGUUAAUUAGUGUCAUUUGCUUUUCAGUCCAUGAUCCCAGUAAAAAAAAAAAGUGUAGUAUCAGUGUAUGUGUUAAAAAUAAUGGUGUACAGCUAAAUCUUGCAUUGUCAAUAAGUAAGUACAUUUGGCAUAAAGAAAAUUUGGAAAUAAUUGAACAUUAUCUGAAGACUGAAGAAGAACGAAAAUGCUACACCACAAAAUGUCCAGAGUGAAGAGAACAAUGUAAAUAUUCCAAGUUCUGAUUCUUUGUCAGACUGUUGUUAUUAGAAUAGCCUCCUAUGUAAUGAUGCUGUGAUAUAAAGUAUCUUGCAGCUAUUUUUUUUUCUACAUCCUUUAUUUUAUCUGAUACAUUUGGUAUAUGAGUUUGCUCCACAAAUUACCUGCCAUGAAUGGCUCACUUGUAACAUUUCUUCAAUGUGUCUACAUGAUGAAGGCAAUUGGCCCUGUUCAUCUACAGUACAGCACAAGAGGGAGUAGUUAGUUACACCAAAAUAAGAUGUAGGCCUGAAUUCACGGCCAAUGGGGAAAAAAGCAUAUACAUGUGUGUACAUAUUUUUGGAUUGUUACAAAGGCCAGUAUGUGUAUGUCAUUUAUGUUCAUAUCGAAACGGUGCCCUUUUGGAUGCCACAUGUUGGAUGUUCAAUAACUUGUCAGGUAUCACAUACUUUCACAAUGUUAUUUCUUCUGUUUGGUUUAAUAAAAUAAUGUGUACAUAAUUCAAAA